Messenger RNA from Triticum dicoccoides, 1011 nucleotides. RefSeq lists its product as uncharacterized. NCBI's taxonomy places the organism in Eukaryota, Viridiplantae, Streptophyta, Magnoliopsida, Poales, Poaceae. The transcript is spliced from 2 exons. The record is from RefSeq and is a predicted model, not a curated record. The coding region runs from base 424 to 897 and encodes 157 amino acids.
CGCCAUCGCCCCUGGCUAUCUCCCCUCCGGCAACCUCCCUCGCCCCCGCCCCACCACUCCCCAGGCUCCCUUCCCCACCACCUCCCCCAUCGCUGCCUCCAUGGGCUCCAGUGACCACCAAAUCGAGGUCGUCGCGGCCUCCGCAUCCCCCGGCGGCGGCGCUCCCCCUCACCUCCACCCAACCACCCGGCCCCAGGACCGAUCCGACAAGCCAUCGUGAGCGCGCGGCGGGCUACUCCAGCCAUCUUGGACGUCAGCGCCGACGAACCAACCUCGUCUCUCUCUGCCGGACCCGCCCAAUUUCGACCAACAAACCUUCUUCAUCUGUCAUGGAUCCGUCGACCGCGACCUCCCCCGACGAUCGCAGCUGGGCCAUCGCAGCCACUGCCUACUGCCUCCCGUCAAUGCAACGGCUACCACGGGAUGACCGGCGCUCUGCCAAUCACUCCACCGUCGCCUCUUCUCCAGUGGACGCGGCUCCGGCGAGAGGCCGCCGAGAAGAACCUCUGGUCGCCCCACCGGUCGUGGCUGCAGCAUACAUGGGUAGUCGCCCUCUCCCCCUGCAUCUUCUCCCUGCUUCUGCUUCUCCCACUCAUGUCAUCUGACAAGAAACCACACUGUUGCGUGCAGACGGCUGACAGAAACUACAUGGAGGGAGGCUCGCAGAUCGUUGGUGCAGUGCACUCUGGUCCUGGAAGAAAACUGGUGAUGUGCGGCUUGAUGCAGCGUUGCAUUUUUUUCUGUUUAUCGUGUAGUUUGGAUAGCGAGCCUUCCUCCGUGCAGUCCGUUGGCACGUCCAUGCAGUACAGCGCGUGUGUGUAUGCAGCACAUUGCGCGUGGGUUGCCGGUGGCUGUUGUGAAGUUGAUUGUUUUUCCAUUUUCAGAAAAAUUGCAUGACGCUAUGUGGUCGUUAGUUUUAUAUUUAGUCAUGAAGUGCACUAGGAAAAAGUGGUGCAGUACUCAUCAAAUUAUUUUGUUUUUGCUCACCGACGACAAUGGUGCAGCACUUUA